AAAUCCCCAAUUAGUCUCACCCACACACAGAAUGAACCUAUAAAUAAUAAUUGUACCGUCAAGUUUCUUCGGAGAGCUGUUUCAUUCCAAGUAUGGCAUAUCUUGAAAGAGCAUCUCCAACGUUAAAAGAAACACUCCUCAAGAUAUAUCGUGCUGAAAAACCUAUCGAGGUCGAUCAACAUUUCCACGAGUUUGGUUCGAUUCAAUAUCACAUCAAGUACUCGGUUUCGGAUCCAGAUAUUGUGCAUGUAUCGACCUCGACGUUGCUUGAGACACAAGGAGCAGUAACGUUGAAGGAGAUUUCAAGUCACACUUAUGAGGUGAUUACAAAUAUUGCAGUUGGUGUGAUUGAUAUUGUUGAUCCACCAAGGUUAGGGUUUCAAUUGACCCUUGCGCUUCACCUUGACAAUAUACCACGUGGCAAAGAAGCGAUCAAAAUCAUAACAAGGAUUUCCGAAAUACAAGCGUUAAUAUUAAGUAGCCAACUUAAAGAGAUGCUGAGAAAAUUAAAUUUUCAAGGUGAUUCACAAGCGAUGAACAACAACAACAACAGGCCCAUCAGGAUUGUUUAUCACCCAAGUGAACCUUUCUACGUCUUUAAACAGCCGGAGAAAAUUACAGCCGUGUUUCCAAUGAAUUUUAAAGAUAACUCGGAUGUGGUCAUUGCCACAUCGUUCUUCCAGGAGUUAGUGGAAGUGGGAAGUCAAAAGGAAAUGGGAAAGGCACCACAAUGUAGUUGGUCACCAAUACCUCCUCUCCAACUUAGAGGAGAACCGGUCCAAGACUUAACCACCAAUUCUGGUUUUGUAUCUUUUGAUAUUACUUCACGGCACGUUGAAGGAAAGAGACUAGACAAAACGGUUUGGAAUUUGCUAAAUUUCUACGCAUACGUUAAAUAUCAUAUUAAGUGUUCGAGAGGAUACAUACAGAGAAGAAUGAGAAAAAGAAUGGACAGUUUAGUUAAGCUACUAGAUAACACAAGCUUAGAAGACGAAGCUGAUCAUCAAAAGGAAAACGGAAGAUGCAAUUACGUAAAGGAGUUUGUGAAGGUACCAAAAGGCAAAUUGAUGAUGAAACAACGAUGCAAGGAGAUGACAAGGAGAGUGAAGAUAAGUAAGUUCCGGAUCAAAAUCAACGGUUGUGCUCGAUUUCGAUUCAAUCAACGGUGGAUAUUUCUUCCCAAAUUCUCUUCGAAACCCUCAAAUAAAUCAUCAUACACAAAACUCGACUAAGUAAUCUCUUAACUCUCGAUUUGUCUUUCUUGUGAUCACACGCUUCAAACUUGACUUUGCGGAGCAAUGCAUUGAUGAAGUAUAGUUUUCUGACGAUAAUACUAAAUUUAUAUAUGUUAAUUAAAAACAACCAAAAUAAAUCAAAUCAAGAGUUGGCAUUGAAUGCUGCAAGUUCUUACGUAACAGUUACUAUACAUUUACAGUAUGUACAAGUACCAAUGUACCAUACAGUAUUCACUCUUUUAAAUGACUUAUAAUUUUAUGAAAUUUUGAAGAGAAUCUUAGUUAUUUUGUUAUGAAAUAUUAUUUGCGCAUCAUACUAAUUAAAAAGAUACUUAUUCAACCUCACACGGCAGCACACAUAAAUCAACAAUCGUUCCAGCAACGUGCAUGGGGACCAUAUGUGGGUCACUUUACUCCUCAUUUUUUCUCUUGCAAACAAUAAUUUCAAUCCCAUAACUUUCAGGCAUGUCAGCAUCUUUGGUUCUUCCUUCUAACCCCAUAUUGAUCAAGAAGUUCAAAUUUGGUGAUUUGCUACUCACUGCAAUAUAUCAAUAUUGAUUAACCGCUUAUGGUUAUAUUAAUUAAUUUAGGUAAUUUUUAAUCACUCAAGAUUUUUGUGAAGGACGAGUAGUGGUUUUUGUCCAAAAGAAGCUGUAAAAUAUUUACUUUGAUGGACGUCCCAUUCAAGUACUGUGUUCCACAGAAUUAGAUGAAGUCAACAAUUUUAUAUAUUUCUCUUCAAUUCCUGAAUUACGAUGAAAUAGAUAACACAUCGAAUAAGCACGUUGUUGUUUUUUUUUCCACCGAUCUCCUCAUGAUUUAAAACUGUAUUAUAUUUUCAGCAAAAUGAAAAUAUCCACGUGGAUGGGCCAUAUUAUAUGAUCAUAUUGCUUGUCGUCUUUGUUUUCUCUUAACCACAAAGUCAUGACACGUGUCAUUUUUACAUAUCGUCCUUCUUUACAUAUAAAGAACCCAUGGCCAUACCAAAGUAUCAAUGUGUACGUCAUUUACCUAAGAAGAAACUGAGAGCAUCUUCAAUUAUUCACACUUGCGAGAGUAAGAAAAAGAGAGAAUGGGAGGACAGGCAGAGUCUUUGGCCACGACGGCGCCUUUAGCUCCGGUAACCGCUCAGCGAAAAGUACGGAACGAUUUGGAGGAAACAUUACCAAAACCUUGUAAGUGUGAUU
This is a messenger RNA of Camelina sativa (false flax), 2422 nucleotides long. Its product is annotated as actin-related protein 2/3 complex subunit 2B. Gene Ontology annotation, molecular function: structural constituent of cytoskeleton; actin filament binding. Gene Ontology annotation, biological process: Arp2/3 complex-mediated actin nucleation; actin filament polymerization. The record is from RefSeq and is a predicted model, not a curated record. Gene Ontology annotation, cellular component: actin cytoskeleton; Arp2/3 protein complex. NCBI's taxonomy places the organism in Eukaryota, Viridiplantae, Streptophyta, Magnoliopsida, Brassicales, Brassicaceae.